This is a messenger RNA of Loa loa (African eye worm), 351 nucleotides long. RefSeq lists its product as hypothetical. The transcript is spliced from 3 exons. Lineage: Eukaryota; Metazoa; Nematoda; Chromadorea; Rhabditida; Onchocercidae. The record is from RefSeq and is a predicted model, not a curated record. The coding region runs from base 1 to 351 and encodes 116 amino acids.
AUGUUUACUGCUGGUAAAGUCUUAUCCCUUGAUCUUAAUUUUUGUCCAUUUUUUAUCGGCACUGUACUUGCUGCAAUGUUGAACCGUGUUCCGGCCCAGCUAAAGCCUGUGGCCGGUCGAGCUGUGUAUUCACAUAUGGUCGCUUCAUCUUCCGCAGUGCCUUCACCAGCCCUAUGUCCGCGUCCACAGAAUGCUAUAACACCAGAUCAUUAUCCAAUGGCACCACUUGGACCAAAUGGUGGACCUCUCUCUAGUCAUACUGGAGCUGCUUCAAGCGGGAUGUCAUUUCGAGGACAGUUUGUGAAUCAUGCCAUACAAAUGGGUUUACUACCGCAGAUGUCAGACGGGUAA